GUAAGGGCUUGUGAUCAAGAAUGAUCAGGAUCCAGUCAAAUCCAGGUUUUACAUUUUCCCCUCUUAAGAGAGUAAGGCUUCGACAUUUCCUGCCUGGGAAGUGGUGCAGUUUAUCUUUAAGGAGGAUAGAGAAAUAAGAAAUGAGUCUCACGUUGCAUGGGUGACAUCACUGGCUUUUGGCUCAGCGCUCUGUAUGCUCGGUCUGUAGGUUUCGGCCAAGGCUGCAGGGCUCGGUGUUUGAACAAGGAAAGAUUCCCAGGUGUACAGAAGAUUGGAUUUGCUAUUAUUUGGGUUAAAAACGGUGAAAUGAGAUUUCUAAAGCUUGGGGACUCCAGCUCGCCUUCUGUUGCACUUGAUCUCUACAAGAUGGAUGGCUAACGUGCCGCCGUGUUAGGAAAACUGUGCACAACACAUCCCAGCGCCGGGGACGGAGGAAGCUUUUCAGCUGCCGGCGGAAGGGGGGGCAGCAGCGUGUGUGUGUGUGUGCGUGGAAGAAGGAUGCCGGGGCCGAGGGCAGCCCCCCGCGCUGCCUAGCGGGCGGUGCGCGGCCGGCGGCGGCUCCUGCCGGGCUGCGGCUGCUCCGCCGCCUCUGCCCGGCCCGGAGCCGGGGGCUGCCGGAGCGCUGCCCGGGGCGCCGGGGAAGGAAGGCAGCGCGACGUUCGGCUGCCUGGAUGACGGAGCCUACGACAAAAGCGGGAGAGUGAAUGGCAAGGCUGGCAGAGAGAAGCCGAGGUGUCUCCGAAGCCAAGAUGCCAGUGGCUGUCAGCGAAGUCUGCUGAGGGAGAGACCCGUGCGUGCCCGCGUUCCCAGAGCCAGCCGGGGAGGGGAUGUUUUAACCACGAUUUCAAGCAGCAGCAGCAGCAGCAGCGGCAGCAGCAACAACAACAACAACAGAUUGCUCCCCCCCUCUCGCUCCCUCCCUUUCGACCCCGCUUUAAACCCAAGCAAGUGACCGACCGUCCAGACGAUGAUGCUCUUGCUGAGCCACUGACAAAGAAAAAGCAAGUCACCCAUUCCUGACAUCGGGACAACUGGCCGCUUGCAAGUGGGAGAUGUCAGGCUGUUGAACUUUUCUGUCCUGUGAUGAUGCUGUAGUGAGCUUGCUGAUCUGAAAGCCAUCUCUUCUGAAUUUCUGAGUGGGCCAGAUUGAAAGAGAUUAAUGGACUGAUCGGCCAUCAGGUCUCUUCAGGGGGAUUCAUCCCUUCAGCCCCUGUCACUUGGUGCUUGCGGUGAGGGGGUCACUGGUGAAAGGCUGUGUUUCUCCUCACCAGGUCUCCUCUGCAGAGGAGAAGAGGCAGAUGAGACUCCAAGACUGCCUCCAGGGCAGAACUUUGUAGUGCUCUCAGCAUCUCUCUGCAGCUUGGAUGUGAGCCAUGAGAGUUGGGGAUGUUUGAGGCAGUCUGUGCCAAGUGACACCUAGCAGCUGCUCCGGUGGUUUUUGCGUGGUCUCACCCCCAACGGCUUUGCCUGUUGUGAAGAUGUCCAUGGUGUUUCUGUGAAGCUGAGGCAUGGCUGCUGGAAGGUUACUGCUCUAUGCUGGCCUCUCUUUAGCUCUGUGUGCCCUUGGCAUGCUGGCUGUGGCAAUCUGCUCUGACCAUUGGUACGAAACUGAUGCCAGGAAGCACAGAGAGAGGUGCAAGAGCAUCACCACUAAGAGAAAUGAUCCUGGCUUCAUUUAUAACUCCAACAACAACCUGCCUCUCAGGGCCAGCAGGUCUAUGUUGGACCGCUGGGAAGGGAAACUCCUCUUGGCAAGAAACAGGAGGCAGAUCUUUGCUAUGAGUGCAGUCGACGAGUGCAACAGACAGUACAACUCCACCAAUAUGGGGCUCUGGAGGAAAUGCCACCGACAAGGAUUCGACCAGGAGCUGGAGGAGCUGAUUGCCAAAGGAGCAAUUGAGCGGUGCUCGUACAUCAAGUACCACUACUCCUCAGCCACCAUCCCCAAGAACCUUACGUACAACAUCACCAAGACAAUCCGCCAGGAUGAGUGGCACGCCUUGCAUCUGCGCAGGAUGACAGCUGGCUUCAUGGGCAUGGCUGUGGCCAUCAUCCUCUUUGGAUGGAUUAUCGGCGUUCUGGGGUGCUGUUGGGAUCGAGGCCUUAUGCAGUAUGUGGCAGGGCUUCUCUUCCUCAUGGGAGGAACCUUCUGCAUCAUUUCACUGUGCACGUGCGUGGCUGGAAUCAACUUUGAGCUCUCCCGCUACCCCCGCUACCUGUACGGACUUCCCGACGACAUCAGCCAUGGCUAUGGCUGGUCCAUGUUCUGUGCGUGGGGGGGCCUGGGCCUCACUCUGAUCUCUGGCUUCUUCUGCACUCUGGCCCCUUCUGUCCAACCUGUCCCCAGGACCAACUGCCCCAAAUCUAGACCUGAGAACGGGACAGUGUGCUAAAUCAAAUAGCAGACAAGUACACACACACAAAGACAUGUAUAUAUAUAUAUAUAUAUAUAUGCCUAGGUAUGCCUAUACGUGCAUAUAUAUGUAUAUAUAAUUAUAUAUAUCUAAAAUAUCAAAUUAAUGCCAGUGCCAAGGUAGAGCUGAGUCCAACAUGGCACUCACAUCUCCACUGGACUCUGUGUUGCUUCAUUCUUCCUCACAGUGAUGGGAAAGCUUUUCUCUCACAUGGCUUUUCCAUCCAACUCUUAACUUCAGCAUCAUACCUUAGAGGUCAAAUGAACCUACAGUUGCACCUACCUACUGCCAUUUGGGAGGGGGAACAGGGGAUCCAUGUGGGGAAUCUGGAACCAGAAUCUGUACAGGACAUGGUGGGGGCAGAGGCGUGGGGGGGAUGACACUAAAAACAUGUCCGUUGCAGCCAGAAGGGAAAAUAUAAACAGCAAGCAAAUGAAGCAUUUGAGCCACUUCAACAACACACGUCCUCAAGGCCAUUAUCAGAAAUCCACCCAUGUUCUUUUUCUUUCUUAAAACAAAAUGACAGAAGUUGUGUCAUUGGUUUUGGGGUUUUGUUGGGUUUUUUUCUCCUGAAAAUGCAGAAAACAAAAUGGACAGAAUGUGUGAGGAAAAGUAGAAAAGCAUUUUCUCUUUGCCUGCCAAACUUUAGAGAGAAGCAAACAAGUGAAAAUAAUAAUAACUAAUAAUAAUAAAAAAAAUCUAAGAAAAUAAAACCAGAAAACAAUAAAAAUCUCCAAGAGGACAUCUCAGCGGACUUUCCAACAAUGUGGUUUUAAUCUUCCAGCUGCCUUACAUCCAGGCUUACAAAUGAGGCUGAACUGCUAAUGUAAAUGCAGCAGGAGGCCUUUUGAAAAUGCUGUGAUACAUGUGUGUACAAUUUUUUCUUCCCUCUGACUUUUUUUUUUUUUAACAAAAAAAAUAAUUUAAAACAUUGCAAUGUGAUUGUCCACCAAACCAUCCAUGCUGUGUUUGUGGCCCAAGACUGAGGCACCGCAACGGCAGAAGCGUGAGGAAAGCCGUCAGGUCUGAGACAGCGUGUCUUCUCUGGUGGAUUUCAGCAGGUUUUUUUUUUUUUCAUGGAGCUUCUGAGAGUUCAGGAUGGUGGAUCCAGGGGAAGACUGACGAAGGAGAAGGGAGGUGGGGGAAGGCCUGGUAGCUUUUUUUGCCAGAGAUUUGAUGGAACGGGAUUUCAUAAAGUUUCUGGUUUGGAUGUUUGAGACAACUGAGCAAAAACUGUGGAGGAGGAAAAGGGAGCUAAUUUCUGUAGAAGAGAAGUAAGAGAUGCCUCUCAUUGUGUUCAUGUAUGCCAAAUAAGACCUUCCCACAUCUUGUCUUUGGAAACUGCCCCAAUUCAAUGGACAUCUCCUCUCUCCAUCUGGGAGAACUGUGUACAGAUGGAUGUGAAAGGGUCAGAUGCAGAGAACAGAGAUCCAUUUCCCAUGAGCUUAAGCAUUGUAUGAUAUAACUGUGAAUCUGCAAAUGGAACUCUCUCUUUUUUUGGUCUUUCUCUUUUUCCUGCUACUCCUCUUCCUAUUGUCUCCUUUUUCCUUCCCUCUGCUCUUCCCGUUGUUCAGGUCAUAGGUCCCAGAAGAGCUAAACAAACAGCUAAGUCUGGAGAGGUGGGUGAAGGCCAUUACAGGAAGAAAAGCAUUUUGGCUGUGAGGACAGUGGGUCUUUGCAAGGUACCAGUGGCUGAGGGGGAGGUAGGGAAGAAGGGCCAAGGGUGUAGCCAAAGGGACCCUGAAGAACGAUGACUGAAUUGCCAUGUGCAAAAGUGAGAGCACCACUGACAAUAUAUGCAGGCAAAGGGAGACAGGGCAAAGAAAAAAGGUCUCCCCAAAACUAAUCCAACCCAACAUGCUCUUAAUUCAGGGAUAGUACCAGCAAUCCUUUCUUACCUGAUAGCUGCAUGAUAUCAGUCCUCAUUAGUCAAUAAAAAGUAAUCCUCUCCAUCUAAAAUAUCUCACCAGGAGAAGGAGCCUGUGCCUGCUGCACAGAAAUGCAGGCAUUAAUUUCCAGGUCAUGCCAUUUACACAACUGGCAAGAAACAGUAUUGCUUGGUUUAAAAAUAUCCAGCUAACAAAUGAUUCUUACACAUGUAGUUGCAUUACAGUGCUCAAAGAAAUGAAGUUUCUGGAGGGCAUGUUGGAAUAGAGUAGAUUUGGGUUUCUUCCAUUCUUGCUCAGCUACCUAGCUUUUGUUUUCUGUUGUCUACAGAUCCCCCAAACAUGCCAAUGCCAGCUGCUAGGUCAGUGUGUUUCCACUAAGGGCCAUCCCUGUCAACUGAAGUUUCACAAUUUCAUUUUACAUUAGAUGUGACCAGAGAAAUGACUUAUUUAUUCGAGUUGAAAAUACAAGCCUUUUGAAGAAACUUCAUUCUUAAGCAAAUUGUUUUGUUUUUUGGUUUUUUUUCUGGAAAGGUUUUCAAAUAGAGUGGUUUUGAAAAGUUUUGAAAUCAUUUGACUGUGCAAGUGCCUACUUGGUAAGGAGGUUGAUGAAUUACCAUUGAACAGAAGGAAAUUUAAAACAAAAAUAGCCUUGGAGAGCUAAAUGAAGGCUGAAUGCAGAAAACCAAUAACUGGAAAGAAAAAAAGACCUAUAAAAAUUGUUCAUUUCUUCAAAGCAUGAAAUUUUUUGGAAAAAAACCCAACUUAUUGGUAAGAAAUUAUACAGCUGCUUAAUUAAAACAGCUUUGAAUGCAAACUUUCUUCCUCCUCUGCGGUGCUGAAUGUGAUGGCAAAGGUAUUUCAUGUAAAUACAGAUAUCUGGAGUGACACAGGUAAGCCAGAGUCACAAAGGUACCUAUCUGGAGUCUACCAUCAGGCCCUAUGGCAGGCAGAGCAGUACAGCAGCUCCUGUGAUGAUGAUGGUCCUUGAGUGUUCACAGGGUGAAUUCUACUGAUGCAGUUUUGAAAGAGGUAUAGAGUAAGAUUUAAAGAAAUGGAAGUAAUUUUGCUGUUUGAUGGAUUUUCAAAGAUUUCCUUUUCCUCUGUAGCUGGCCUAAAACCAGUUUUGCCUUUAUGAAGUAUUCUCUGAUGGUGUUGGUUUACAAGCUGUAUAUAAGCCUCUGUGUCUAUCUGUGUGUGGCAGUGGUGGAAGAGGGUUAUGGUUAUUUUAUUAACGACAGAAAAAUGUUGACCCUGAAUCUUUUGGCCAGUUCUGUGAUUUUCCACUUGCUCUAGCGUAGUGUCUGUAAGGCCUGUGUGGCUAUGAAGCAUCUUAAAAUCUAUGGGAAUGUCUGAGCAGCAGGUGAUCAGGUCACCUUAAUCUCCAGCUGGACCCCCAGAAGAACCAUUUUUCCAAACACCAGUUCUCUCAUCACUGCUUUAAGUAAGGGCAGAACCCUUUUGGGGGAUUGUGAAUUUCCCAUCUGUACUUCUCGAAGAACUGGCAGGAGUCCUGUGUGCUUCCAUACCCCUGGAUGGGGAUCACAGCCCCACCACACCUUCUGAGUGCUCAGACUUAUCUUUAGAGCAGGGUUGAUCCAAAAUACAUCCAGAUGUAAAUUUGUGAUGGUUAAUGUCUCCAUCUCUCCUGAGCUGAAGCACACUCACAGCUAUUCUGAGGUUAUGCAUUUUGGGAGAGGCUUUGAAGUAUCUUUCUGGACAGAGACUGAAACUUUUUUACUAGUGUGUGGUUUCUUAGUUGGAGGAGCAGCUAAUUAGAAAUCUGUUAUCAGUGAUCCCAGCAAUAAGGGGCUUGACCCUGUCCCUCAGAUCUGCUCUGGCCAAGUGCCUAAGCAUGUGCUUUACUUGGAGCAUGUGACUAAUCCCCUUAAAUUUGGCUGACUAUUCAUAGGCUUAAAGUCCAGAAUGUGCUUUCUUGGAUGACAUUCAGCUUCCUUGAAACUCCAGCCCAUGUUCUUCUUUUCCCAUCCUUCCCCUGUAGAUAAGGUGACACUCUGUCCUAGCCUGAGCAACCAGUAUGUUCUUGGUCUCCCUUUGUGUGAGGUGGACAUGCAGGAUCCCUAUUUGGCAGGCUCUUUGCCACACCUAGCCUUUCAUGUUGCACUUCUGGGACAACACAUCUCUAUGUUCCAGAGACCACUGCACUGUAGUGCAGUGAUCUGAUACCCUGAAAUGCCCAUCCUAAGGAUGCAGGAUGAAUUGGCUCAACACACAGUGAUCUGCAGGCUGAGGUUUUGUGUGUAGUGACUCAGUUGUGUUGCCCUGUGACCGUAACGAGUCAGCUGCAGGGGUUCUGCUGUCUGUCCCUGCUGGGACAUGGUACAUCUGAAGGGGCUAUGUGGCAGGAGCACAUGUGCCCUGUAUCCUGUGUCCUAUAGGAUAGGUGUCCUAUAGGAACCCCCUUCUUCAAACUAAAGCUGUUUGUGUGUUAAAUUUCCUAACCCAUAUUAGCCGCCUGUAUAUAUCAUCAAUCCCUUCUUCCUCUCUGCAAACACACAGCUGAUCUUUCCUCAUCUAAACAGUGCAGUCCCUCCAGUUCUUUUCCUAGUUGGGCUUUUUUCUUCAACCCCAGGGACAGUCACAAGUGGAUCACAAAACCACCAGUGACCAGAGCAAUUUCUUUGAAAUACUGCUUUUGAAAAAUUGUCAUUACUUUCUAAAAUGUUAUUCCAGCUGCAAUAACAAAUAAAAGGGGGGAAAAAAGCAUCCUCAGAGUCCUCUAAACAGAGUAUACUCAUCCUCCUAGGAGUGAAUUGUGAGAGUGCAGGUAUUCUGUUUUCCUGUGGAUGCAAGUCAUUUGGGACCAUUUUUAGCUAUGGCAUGUUAGCACAUGUGCAGUUCAAUGGAUGGUAAAUAAAGCAAAGUUGGUGAAGGAGGGGAUUGAUGUGCAAGGGCUAUUUCAGAUUCCCAAGCAUUCCUGGAAGACUGUGUCUCCAUGGCUGUCCAUUUACCCACCGUGCAGCGCCUCUGAAUCAGGCUCAUCCCUGGAGCCCCACUGAUAAGCAGAGCUCGGAAGAAAAUCACUGUAAUCUGUCCUUAAUUCUUGAGUGCCACGCUAACUGCCAGCAGCGAAAUGGAGGGAAAAUAAUAUGUUACCAAGUAUAGCUUAAAUAAAGACAUGCAUUAUUCGGGCUCUUUCUUCUCUGUGUCUCUACAUAGGCCUAGAAGGGCUACAGGAGUGCUCAGGCACAUUCACACGAACCACCACUGCAUUUUCUUGCCCCCAGGUUUCCCACUCCUUCAUGGUCCAAACCGCUGUGCUCAUCCAGCCAGCAAGGGAAGACUCAAGGUGAAAAACUGAGACAGCUCUGAAUGAUUGCCAGGUACCAACAACAAAGAGUAAAAAGUGGGCAUGAAACACAAACAGCAUGUAAAGAUUAGUGACAGAUGAAUUUCCAAGGUCAGGAAACAAAGUUCAAAAAAGCCUAAAGUCUGAUUGCUAAUUCCAGGCCAGAUCCAUAAAAUCUUGAUCCUGCCAGUCUAAGGUGAAAACUCAAAAACCAGGGCUUAGCUCAAAACCUAUAGUCCACUGUUUCCAAUCAUAGCCAGGAAUACAAUGCAACUAUUCCAUAGUAUGUUGAGGUUCAUAGAAAGCUCAGAUGCCUUAGAAAAUAUUUUAGUGUUGUCUUGGUUAACACCAAACAUGAAAUGUGUGCUUACACACUCACAAUAUCUAUUCUUUGGCUUUAGAAAUAAAGUCACCAGAUGCUACCUCCCCUCCCUCCCUCCCUGCCAUCCUCUCAGUUCAACUUAGGGUUUCCAUCCUGUAUGCCCCACUAAUUCCCCAACCAUACAGCCUUCUUCAGAGCCAUAAUUUUUAAUUGCAACAUUUUGACAACAAGUGCUGCUGGUGCCAGGGGGCUCUGACAAGCUUCAUGUUGACAUCAGUUGGAGAACUGUAGCCUGAUACAGUGCUGUCAAUUUAACUGCAUGAGGCUUUGCACAAGUUUAGGAUUUAACUUGAGAAAGAGUCUGGACAACUGCCUCAAUAUAGGCCACAAGAGAGAAAUUAAAUUCUCGUCACCUCUAGUAAAGCACUCCAGAAUCACAGAUCAAUUGUCCUUCCCUUGCUCAGGGAAGACUUUCAACGAAAAUAUCAGUCUCAGAUAGGUUAUCUCCGGGAGAAAGUGCGAGACUGAAAAAAAGGAGACCCAACUGCAGUUGCUUCAAAAUUGGUAGAAUUCUGUGAGGAUAAUCCAAUGUUACCCUCAGCAUCAGCAGCAGGAAUUGUCAUUCCCUUCUAGGACUGCACUUUUAUAUUCUUCCAUCACUGAUUAACACCCCUGCACAGUGGCAAAAAGUGACUUUCAAAGUUUUCUUGCAUAGAGUGUGUACACAUGGGCACCCUCACUCCCUUCUUUCCUUAAACACACACAUGUGCACAUCCCACAUGAUGUGGAUGCCAGAAACCUAUAAAAGUGUCCUAUAUAGAGAUAAAAUACAUAGGAAAAUGCAGCAUAAUUGUUCUCUGUUCUUUUAUACUUAACUCAGGAGCUGCAAUGCAAUUCAGAUGCCAUCUGUGUCCCUGUUAGGUUGUGCGUGCAGAUCACAUGCAAAAUCUCUCCUGGAGAUGCAUAAGGAAGCAAAAUACAACGGGGAUAAAUUUGGUAUUUUCCAUCAAAAAGUAUCUGGAUUUAAGGAAGAGAUGCCAAUGUAUCCCCUCCAAAUCAGAAAUGUUUAUGAUCUCCUAGAGGCAGUGGCACGGCAGGACACUCCUGAGCCUGCAGAGGGCUUGUGCAGACUGUUGGCAGCAUGAAGGCUGUGGUUAAAGCUGCUGGGCACAGCAGGGAGCUUCACAUCCCGUGGGUCUGAGGCCUACCUGUGGCAGCAGGACACAGGAGUAUCUCUGUAAAGGCAGUUCCUUCAAGUGGCCUCGUUACUUGCCGGCGGGUCAGAAAUACUCAAGCAGUAACAGCGAUUCUGCAGUAGGUGAGAUAAAGAGUAAAGCCUGCAAAAUCUUGUGGGUUUUGCCCCAGUUUCAAAAUGAUGUAGACUCCAAGGAUUGUGAAUCAGUCAUGGCUUAGUCCCCUGAGGCCAGAUACACAAAACAGCUUCAGCAUCCAACUCCUCUUCAGACAGUGAAUAAAGCACUAAAUGCUUUUGGUGCCUAAUAUUUUUUUAAAAAACUUAUACGGUCCUAAUUUGCUUAAGCUCUCAUGAUGUUUUAUCUCAAGAAGAGUUUUCUUCUGGCUGUAAAGCAUAAAGCUGUAUUUUUUUUUUUACAAAGAGUUAUUCAUUAACAAUAUAGAUCAUAAGAAAAAGGUUUGAGUAAUCAGAACAACAAAAGUGCAGCCUUAGAAUAUUCAGUUAGAGUGUACUGAAUUAUUUAUAACUCCUGGGCACCAACAGCAAUCACAGAUAUCUAAUUUAAACUGUUACUAUUUUUACUUGGCAAUUUCCAUCACUUAAAGUGUUUAUAUCUAUGUAUUUGCAGUUUGAUCUUUUGCAGAAUAAAAUUUCCCCUACUUACACAGAAAAGCAUAUUUGGGAACUUUGAAGGUAUUUUUCUGCAGUACCUUUAAUUAUUUUAAAGCAUUUUGAGGCUUAGUAUGAUAGACUUUACAACUUUCAAAACUCUAAACUGUAUCUAAAAUAGACUUGAACUUUAAGUUCUUUCUCAAGUUAAAUUCUCUUUGAUUACAGGUCAUUGGGAUCAAGGAGAAAUUUGUUUCAUUAAUAGAUGUAAGACUGGGUCCUAUUUAUGUGUGUAUGUGAUGAAGGGAUUUAGGUAAGGGGGCUGCACUUCAAUGUCAGCCUACUUAAGGAUCUUCUGCAUAGAUGUAGGAAAUGUCACUGCUAAGUCACUCCAAUUUUCUACCAAUCUCUUUUUGUAAAAAACAACCAUUAUACUUGUGUGCGGCUGGAAUAAAGCAUUAUUAAAUCUAGCCCAUAGGCUGACACACAUAUACUUGUAAAUAUGUGUAUAUUUGUGUAUAUAUUUGUAAAUUUAUGAAAAAUGUCUGUAUCUUCAUGAUUGCCUGAAAGAACCUGAGGUUGAUGUACAGAAUUUCAGGCAAAGGACUGUUUCUUUUUCACAAUCCUCACGUAUAUCAGAUUUAAACCAAAACAAAUUAAAAAGUACUAUUUCCCAGGAAAAUCCUCAUUUUGCCAUUGCACCAGUUGAGGAGGGGUGCCACACUUGAGUCAGCAGCACGCACAGCUACACACGUACAUCCAGUCAAAGGACUGGGUCUCAAGGGCUUUUUAAGGAAAAGGAAUGGACUGAAAAAGCAAUGGUACAAUUUCUGUUCAGCAUUAGCUCUCUCAAUUGAUUCUCUUGUCCUUUAUUAGGAGGCCCUGUGGACAGAUGCUGUUCUUCUCCUUAGGUGUAUGUUUGGGAGGAGCACCCUUGUGUGUGACACUGAGCCACUGAAAGGCCAGGAUUUUCUGACCUGACUUUGUCCCCAUCAACCUUAGACACUUCACUGAGUUUGUGGUGUUAAUGGGCUCGUCUCCCUUGGCUUCUUGUACAGGUAGUAAAGAGAGACAGUUGCUUACAGGUGGUGACCAAGCAAAACUGACAUCUAAGCUUUAGGAGCUCCUUCUUGCUUCAUGCAAUGACCACUCACCUAUCUUGAGUGAUCCCAAGAUCUUAAAAGAUCUUAAAUCCUGGUGAAGUGAAUCAGGUACCUAGUGCAGGGGAGCAUCCAUAUGGAGAUCAGCUGUGUCUGUGUGCUUCGGGUGCAUGGCCUGGGCUCGUCUGUAAAACACAGGUUUUAAUUGUGAAAGCCUGUUGGAACAAAAGGAGAUGUUCACAACGGCCUUCCCCUCCCAAACCGCAACAUGACUGCAAAGGACAGGGCUUGUCCGAACCCCUGGAAAUAGCAUUUGUGGUGAGUGCCUUGUUGUGGCCUCCAGGCACAGAUGGUGGUCCCUGUGCUGGAGGUCAGAGGUCUUUGGUUUGAACUCUUCGCCUUUCUCUGCCAGUCCUGGGCAUUGCUGAAGCAGCUCAAAGAGGGUAUUUACAUCUUAAAUGUUUGAACAGCUGAGCUGUUCAAAGGUUACUUUUCUUGCUUUAUUCCCAAACUGCCCUGAAAAAGUCAUCUAGCUGGUAGUGAUAAUCAAAAACUUCUCCUCCAAGAUAGAGUCUGGGAAGUUUCGUAUUCUUUUUUUUCAAUGUUAAUAACUGCUUUACAAACAGCUUACAUGGAGAUUAAAGAGAUUGCAAUUUCAUCCCUUGUUGUUGGGAUUAUAGUUGUCCUCAUAAAAACCAAACUGAGGACUCAACAAGAGGAUGAACUGUGGCUGCAUAAUUCAGAAAGGUGCUCUGACAAGGCUGAACAUAUGUCUCCAUCUCAUGGUGAGAGUCUCUCAGAGGAAAAUUUUGGAAUUGCAUAUUGAUAGCGAGUCUGUCUAGAAGGACCAGCAAUUUAAUCCAGAAUUAGAACUUUGGAACUCUUGUAUAGCCCCAUGUAUUACCUGAAUAAAACAAACACUGUCAGAGGAGUGGGAAAAUUGAACUGAUUUCUGAAAACUCUAAUGCUAAGUGAACUUUGGACCUUGUGCCAAUGUAUGGUCACUACUAUUUGUUUCUACAGCUAAAUUUAAGUCAGUGACUUGACAAUCUUCACCCAUGUCUAACAACUUUAUUUUUAAAAAUACUGUUAAGGUUUUGACAAGAGGGAUUUCAGGGAACUGUAAAAUGAAGUUUCAAUACUGUGUACUAGUACUUACUUAGAAAGUGGAAGAUAAAGCUGAGUUCCAGGGAUGAAAUGUUGUUUUUCAGCAUGGUACUACCUUGCCCAAGCUGUAGUGUAUCAUCCUAACAUUCUUCUCCUGUUUUCCAUUACCCUUUUUUGAGGAGUUAGAUAUAUAUCUCUGUUUCCCUCCCUUCCUUUUCCUCCCUGUGUGUGAGAAUACAGACAUGCUUCCUGUAGAGACAUUUUUCUCUAAAUUUCAUUCCAUACCAGCUCUUGCGUAUGUGACUGUUUUGUUAUUUAAGAUGUCUGUGAAAAAGAAAUAAAGGCUUUAAGAGUGAACUCUGGAAAUGAGGAGGAGCUUGAAAAUAUAUAAAAUUUAAGAAUGCAGCACCAUUUUCUGCAAGAUUUUUCAGAAUGUUCCUAAAUUCUCAUCAUCACUCUCCUGCCCUCCCUCUCUGUGAGAGGGAUGAGAAAGGUACUGAGACGUGGGACUCUCAAAGGUUGCUUUUAAAACUGUUGACUCACUGUUCCCAUAAGGAUUUUGCAGGUUUUUCAGAGUUUUAGUGUCAAAGAAACUUUUAAAAGGUGAUAAAGUCAAAGCGCAAUAUCACGUGGGAGGAGGUUCUAAGGGGUGACUCCAUACCAGUUUAUCUUUGUUUCCCAUUCUUUACCACCGUCCUGCUUGCCCAGCCAUGCACAUUCUGCUCCCUGCUGGGUUCACUUUGCCAAGGUGUGGCUUGCCAAGAGGGGCCUGCCUGACCUCUCAGCCCCAUGAAGCAUUUGGAUAACUUUCCACUUUCUCUCAAAAGAACCUGUCUCACCUCCUAAUGAAAGCCAUAACCACUCCUGUGACCGUGCCACAGGGAGUGAAUGCCCAGGCUCCAUGGGACAGAGCAAUGCCUGGCACCAGGGUGAUCCUGGGGAUAAGGAAGGGGAAUGGCUGGAGCUCUCAGGCCAUCAGGGCUCCAGUGUCACCUUCUCCUGCAAGCACUCCCGCUGCUCAUGAACCUCUUGGCCAGUUCAGCACGUGGGUCUCACUCUUACUCUCCCAUUUGUGCCCAUGGGAAUUGUGCAAAACACUCCUGAGGGCAUGAGCGUUGGGUACAAGGGGCAGGGAGAAACCAGACACAGUGGGCUCCCCACCAUCCACUGCAGGUGCAUCUCAUGAAGGUAUUUGCUCUUCAGGAUUUCUUCUGCCCCAAGUAAUAUUCAGCCUAACCACACUCUACCGCACUGGCCAAAAGUUUUUUGAGGGUUUCCCCUUCUUGACUUUCUCACUGGUCCUUUUUUCCUUAUGACAUUUUUUCUUGCUCAGAAGAAAUGAAGCAAUUCCCAUAAUCAUCUUUUGAUGAUGAUAAAAGUUGCAGUCAACACUGUUUCUAAUUGACAGUUUUGGAGGCUUAAGAUAAUAAUUCACUUAAAUGCCUGCAAAUUGAAGCAUGUCAGCACUUUCCUAGGACAUUCCCAAGUAAAAUAAUAUGACUGGUACAAGACAUUUGUCAUGUGGGUACAUCUUGGCCAGCUGUUUAUGUUUCCACUAAGUGCAGUGCACACACAUCAAAGCUGGAUUAAGAAAGACCUAGAAUGCCACAAUACUCAGGCAUAUUUAGAGAAAUGCAGCAAUACAUCACAUUUAUUGGGCAUAUUUUCUCCAUAGAAAAUUUAACAAGUAUGAGUCCUAUCAGACCUGUCUGAGGCAGGUAGGUAUUAUAGCCAUUUUGGAGAUGGGAAGCCAAAAGCCUGGGAAAAGACCUUCUAUUUAGUGGUUUGAUGCCCCCUCACAAGUUCUAUCAGCUGCAGGUGGAGCCUUCUCUUUUCAGCACUUUUGAAAAUCGAGACUGUAGCUGGGUUUACUCAAGUCUGCGGUGGCUGUAAAUGUGAAAGCCAAGAUUAGGACACUCAGGAUCCUGAUUUCUUCAAAGCACUGCUACAGAGCUUUGAUCCCACAAAGCAUUUGCCUAAUUUCAAGCAUAAAUGUCCCAUGAAGAAUGCUACUGCUAUGCUUAGAGCUAGGCACAUGCCUAAGUGCUUUGCUAGACUGGGAAUUAUAUUGAAAUGUAUAAAACUUCAACAUGUUUUGAAAAGUCUAAAACCAUGUCUAUUGCAGACUAUGGUUUGGGCAUUGUAAAGGAUAUUUGGACUGUGUAUGCAGCUGCUCAACCAAGUGGAGUACUUUUUUAGCCAAUACACACAGAGUUCUAUGAGUUUUGGGUAGUAACAUCCAGUUGUCAGAAGUAAUAGAGAGUGACAUGUCCUGUGAGGCUGGGACCUCUGUGCUGCUGUAAGAGGCGAAGUGGCUCCUGUGGCCAUUGGUGCUAACAAUACAUCAACAACCACUGACUAUUUUGUUAGGUUCUUCUGGUGAGAUGCGAGUGUGGUGGCUAAUUUCACAAGUAAUGUGACAUCAAGUGUAUUGUACUUUUCCAUUUCUUCCUGUAAUCUGUUGCAGCAGAGGUGAACGGAAUUUGUUUAAACAAAACAUCCCAAAUUUCUUGUUCUGUUAAUCCAAGGUGCUAAUCUGCAGACACACAGGUGUUUGUGUAUGUGCAUCAGUGUUUGCAGGACUGUGGCCCUGAAGGAACAUUUCAGUGGCAGGGUUGAGAUCAGGGAACUAAUAGGGAGAACAAACAUACCCCUAUAGCUUUGAAAGACAGGAGUUGCAGAAAGCGUCGCAGGACUUUGCCGAAAAACUCAUUAUAUCUUACAAUUUCCCUUUUGUUUUGAUUUGUUUUGGUUUUGGUUUUAUUCAGAUUGGCGCAGAAUACUGUAUUUCCAUCGAUUAAAAUCUUGUCUGGUAACUAACUAAACAACUUGUUCAUGGAAAAUUAAAAAAAUAAAUAAGUAAACUGUCAGUUGUGGAAUGUAAACUGAUUAAACAAAUAAAAAAAUCAUGUUGUGUGUUUUAAGAA
Molecule: messenger RNA, 14870 nt
Organism: Motacilla alba alba
Lineage: Eukaryota; Metazoa; Chordata; Aves; Passeriformes; Motacillidae
Gene: TMEM178B
Product: transmembrane protein 178B
Exons: 5
Coding region: 1509-2393 (294 amino acids)
Cellular component (GO): membrane
Source: RefSeq, a predicted model, not a curated record